Perognathus longimembris pacificus (Pacific pocket mouse) is the source of this 1080-nucleotide messenger RNA. It is a transcript of the gene Pir, whose product is annotated as pirin. Gene Ontology annotation, biological process: monocyte differentiation. The transcript is spliced from 10 exons. Bases 198 to 1070 code for a protein of 290 amino acids. The record is from RefSeq and is a predicted model, not a curated record. Gene Ontology annotation, cellular component: nucleus. Gene Ontology annotation, molecular function: quercetin 2,3-dioxygenase activity. Lineage: Eukaryota; Metazoa; Chordata; Mammalia; Rodentia; Heteromyidae.
AAAGACCCAAAGGCGGCAGAGCCGGUGCAGGAGAGGCCGAGGGCCCAGCAAGAGAAUCCACGCGGCUGUGAGGGUAAAUAAAGGGGGGUGUCGCUCCCGCCCAAUCCCCUCUGCACCCCUAGAGACUCCUGCCUCUCAGGGGCCUCCGUAGUGAAGCGCUGAGUCACGCUCAACAGCAGAACCUUCUCGACUGUGGCAUGGGGUCCUCCAAGAAGGUCACGCUGUCAGUGCUCAGUCGGGAACAGUCAGAAGGGGUUGGAGCACGGGUUCGCAGAAGCAUUGGCCGACCCGAGUUAAAAAACCUGGAUCCAUUUUUACUGUUUGAUGAAUUUAAAGGUGGGAGACCAGGUGGAUUUCCUGAUCACCCACAUCGAGGUUUUGAAACAGUAUCCUACCUUCUGGAAGGGGGGAGUAUGGCCCACGAAGACUUCUGUGGGCACGUUGGUAAAAUGAACCCAGGAGACCUACAGUGGAUGACUGCAGGCCGGGGCAUUCUACAUGCAGAAAUGCCUUGUUCAGAGGAGCCAGCCCAUGGCUUACAACUGUGGGUUAAUUUGAGAAGAUCAGAGAAGAUGGUGGAGCCCCAAUACCAGGAAUUAAAGAGUGAAGAAAUCCCUAAGCCUAGUAAGGAUGGUGUAACGAUUGCUGUCAUUUCUGGAGAAGCUCUGGGGGUAAAGUCUAAGGUUUACACUCGCACACCAACCUUGUAUUUGGACUUCAAAUUGGACCAAGGAGCAAAACAUUCCCAACCCAUUCCUAAAGGGUGGACAAGCUUCAUUUAUACCAUAUCAGGAGAUGUGUAUAUUGGGCCUGAUGAUGCACAACAAAAAAUAGAACCUCAUCACACAGCAGUUCUUGGAGAAGGUGACAAUGUCCAGGUGGAGAACAAGGAUCCAGAGAGAUGCCACUUCGUUUUAAUUGCUGGGGAGCCAUUAAGAGAACCAGUUGUCCAACAUGGUCCAUUUGUGAUGAACACCAAUGAAGAAAUUUCUGAGGCCAUUCUUGAUUUCAGAAAUGCAAAAAAUGGGUUUGAAAAAGCCAAAACCUGGAAAUCAAAGAUUGGAAACUAGUGAAGGGCAC